This is a messenger RNA of Miscanthus lutarioriparius, 927 nucleotides long. The record is from the annotation of a GenBank genome assembly. NCBI's taxonomy places the organism in Eukaryota, Viridiplantae, Streptophyta, Magnoliopsida, Poales, Poaceae.
AUGUGCCCACGCCGCACGGCCGCCGUGUUGCCCCGACGGCAUCGUCGUCUGCGCGCUUUCUUCUUCGGCUUCGACCGCCUCGGCGUCCGCGUCCGGCGUUGCUUUCGUGUCGCCGUGGAUCGAGCCCGGACCAUGUCAUAUCCAUCCAUAGGCCGUCGGGGCCAUACCCGACGCGGAGUUCGAAAGCACUCCUCCAUCCCGCCACCGUCAAGAAGCUCUUCAACCUCGGAGGAGCUCCUCACCAAGCGCGACGCUGGGCGGCACCUUUUCGAUCGCUUCCUCACGCGCAAGAAGAAGUCACGUGCCCUGGCUUGGAGCUGGACCGGCCGGCUGGACCUGGUCGGCACGUCACCUACCCCCGCCUUCGGCCCGCCCCUCUCCCGCUGCCCGCUGCCGCCCGCCCCGCCCCGUCGCGUCCGUUCCUUCCUCCCUUCCUUCCCGGUCUCCCCGACUUCCGUGUCGGUCUCGGGCGCGCGCGACGUAGCGCCCGCAUCCGACGGCCCUGCGGCGCCCGGCAGCGGCGCAUCGACGGCUCGCACCGGCGAUGCGACCAUGAUCCGUCAGUCAGCAGGAGACGGGCAGACGGCACGGCAUCUCACUGGUGAAUGUGUGUUCGCCCGGGAGGUGUGGUUCAGGGUGUUGGCUCCCAUCGGCCUCGCCAACCUUGCGCCAUCGCCUGGGGUCGCCUUCCUCGACUGGUCGCUGCUGCACCGAAUGCAGCUCGUAACGGCGAAGUGCAAAGGCUUCGACUCCCUCAUCAUCCUUGGAGCUUGGUGUCUUUGGAAGGAACGUAACCAGAGGGUUUUCCAUGGGGCUGGCCGCUCGCCCAUCGAUGUUGCUACCAUGAUUGAGGAGGAGGUGGAUCGUUGGUCUCAGGCGGGGUACGGCCACCUAGCCAUGCUGUGGGCGUCCAGGGACUUUGGUUGA